GUCUCCUCAUCACAUAUAUGGCUCUGAACUUGAUGGAUGGACAUGGCCAACCAGCUCUACUUUACAUUGUUCCUUUUACUCUAGGCACCUUUUUGACAUUGGGAAGAAAGAGAGGUGACCUCCAGAAUCUGUGGACACGAGGAGAACCAGAGAGCCCGUGUCCGCACUUCCGGCCACAACCCUCCCAAUAGAGACUCAACAACACUUGUAAAACAGCAUUAUACUCAUAGCAUAUACAAGACCGGUUAGGGUUAGGGUUACCGGUGCAACUUGUAGCACAAAGGUUGAAAUUGUAAUAUCCUGUCUGUUUUUUCAUUACAACCAUAAGUAAAAACAUUGUGAAUAUACCACUAGUAUCGGCAAUGCAGGGGUUUUAUAUGCAGACUUCAAGUUUUCCUUCUCGACUUAUGCUCAGUUUGUCAUGGUUAGAACUUCUCCAAGAUGGAGCCUCCAUGCCACUGCUGUUCGUAAAUAAUUUGUCACAAAAUUCUGUUGUUAGGGCUUUUAUUUUGUCCCAUUGAAGACUAGACUUGUUAUCAUUUUAUGUCAAUCUACAUGGGUUGAGCUGCAAGAAAGUUGAGAGCUCAGAUUGCAC
Camellia sinensis is the source of this 595-nucleotide messenger RNA. The record is from RefSeq and is a predicted model, not a curated record. Lineage: Eukaryota; Viridiplantae; Streptophyta; Magnoliopsida; Ericales; Theaceae.